AUGUCCCAGCAAGAGCAAAUUUCCGCCAAGUACGCCUGCACUACAUGUGCGCGAAGAAAGGUCGGCUGCGACAGAGCUCUUCCAUCCUGUGGCAAUUGCGUCAAACACCAAGCAGAAUGUCGCUACGAAGAACCCCAGCCGUCCCAACGCCACCGCAAACGAAAGGCAGACGUCGAGCUCAUAGCCCGGAUCACGCAGCUGGAAGAACUACUGCGCAAGAACAGCAUCGAUCCUGGAGCCGGUGUCGAUAUCAACGAGCUUACGCCGCAGUACAAGACCGAGGAGAAGCAGCUGCCCAUCCUCAGUUCAAAGCCCGCAGCGAAAGCGCCGCCCUUUCCAUCUGAGGCCACCGAACUAUUGAGUGGAUACGCAAAGUCAAAGGUACUCUGGGCAUGA
This is a messenger RNA of Saxophila tyrrhenica, 396 nucleotides long. RefSeq lists its product as uncharacterized. Gene Ontology annotation, biological process: regulation of DNA-templated transcription. Bases 1 to 396 code for a protein of 131 amino acids. Gene Ontology annotation, molecular function: zinc ion binding; DNA-binding transcription factor activity, RNA polymerase II-specific. The record is from RefSeq and is a predicted model, not a curated record. The transcript has 2 exons. NCBI's taxonomy places the organism in Eukaryota, Fungi, Ascomycota, Dothideomycetes, Mycosphaerellales, Extremaceae.